AUUCCUAAACGAUCGUAACCUCCACUUAUAGCAUAGAAAAAGUACUAUCAUAAGCUAACACUUUGUUAACAUUUUGUACAAUCUGUAUAACCGAAAUAAACCUAUAAAAGGUUUCAAAGGCUCAAAUUAAAAAAAAAAAAAAAAAAUGCCCUGUGAAUUAAUCAAACGAAAAUGGGAAACCGGUUGUACGGUUUUCAGUCGUCGAGUCGUCGAAGAAAAUGACAAUUAGCGGGCUGCGCCCUUCGCGAAAUGGUAUCCUUAAAACAAUAAAGGUCCGAGAUGGGCAACGUGGGAGAAGAUUUCAAGGAUAGCCCCCGUGGAUCUGGUCGGGUCAUCGCGUGGGCACUUAUUUCGUGGCACAACAGGACCCUCCACCCUCUUCACGCGUCCCACGCCGCUCGUGUGUGUGUGUUGGUUGCGUGUGCGCGCGUUAUGUAUCCCCUCUCUCCGCGUCACCGCGUUCGGUUGAGGUGGGGAGCGCGGCAAGGCGGCGUGUCAGAAGGGGUGAGGGUUGGCCGCACGUCGCGGGUGGUGGGGAUGGUUGAUCGACCGUACCCUCAGCCGGUUUUCUAGUCGCCCUGCCGAGCCCCGACGUUCAUUCUACCUCGAUCAGCCGAGCGAGCAACAUCUCUGCAAUCCCCACGGAGAAGGACACGGCGAAGAGCUCGAAGGACGUCUGGGGAACUAGAACAAAGUCGAGACAGCGCGAGAUCGAGAAAGAUGACGCGCGAGUGGGUGUGGUUAUUAACUCUGUGCUCCAUCGUCGCGAUAUGCGAAUCGUUGCCCACGAACCUGUCGGAGAACGCGAAAAAGACUGACCAAGCCAUGAGACCAAAACCUAAACGGGCACAGGAAAUGUUGAUGUUUGGCAAUCAACAAAAUCGUCAGGCGGACGGCAACGCGGGAGCAUCUUACACGUCCAACGCGGAGAAGAGAACUGCUUCCGCGUCAGGAUUGGGUGGACUGAAGGUAGCCCUAGCCGAAGAAGAGAAGACCUCUCGCUCGAAGGAGCUGGGCAACGGUCUCUACGAUCGGGAUUCCUUUUCCCCUUACGACAAAAAUUACGACUACGGUAAGGUCCUGAUGAACGAGCUGGGCGACGAACUGCCCCAGGUCUGGGACGUUGCUCCGUAUUCCCGUUACUACUUGAACGAGGAGCGUCGAAAGAGAUCCGACAAGUCCGUUCUGGUUGGAACGACCACCAUCAAACCGUCGACCACUUCGUUCCAGUCACCAACAGCCACGCAGCAGACUGUACAGGCGCAGAUGAAGAGGAGCGUUCCGAUUUACCAAGAGCCACGAUUCAAGAGGGAAUUAGACAUCGAUCCAGAGGAUGUGUUGACCCUGCUCUCCCUCUGGGAAAACGAGCGUCGUAAUCGAAACUGGCACAAAUACGUGAACGACGAGUACGAGAACGUGGACGACGACGGCAACAUCCUCGAAGAGGAGGCCCCUCGAAACAUCAUUCCAUGGGUGGAAUCCCCGUUGUAUCCUCAUCGUCGAUACAGCGUCGAUUCCCUGUCUUCGUCCGAUAUCGGAAUUGUACGUACCCAUCCGCCGAGCUAUUACGAACAAUACGGCAACCAGUACGCUCAACAAUACGAGGGCGGUUCUCAAUACGGCAGCCCUCAAUACGGUCUUGUUUAUCCUAAACAAACGUACUACAACGCGCCAGAGAAGAGGUUCAUGGUCACCAGGAAACGCUCGCAGGCGUACGACCCCUACUCCGGCGCUGCUCAGUUCCAAAUCAGCUCUCAAUCGCGAGGAUAUCCCUACCCACAUCGCCUAGUCUAUUAAGCCAUCCGAUUCUGCUCGGCAAACUAAAGUAACGAAAAGAAACAGAAAAAGAGAUCGAGAAAUAAAUUAUCGAGAACGUAUUCGGGGUAAACAGCGAGAGGUAUCCAACAGCGACGGGAGAAAGAAGGGUAACGGAAUUUACGUUUUCGGACUCUCGUACAACACAAAACACGAUUUCGCGGUCUUUUCGGCGAGGUUCCUCUCUGACGUCUCCCCCCAUCCCCCCCCCCACACCUCCACCCCCACCCCCACCCCACAAUCAUAUUUUUAGUCGUUCUGUCUUUGUUGCGAACACAGCGAUACGUGCUCGAGUAGCGAAACAAGAAAAGACUACUUCUUACUUUAAGAAACACGGUGCUCAGAAAGACUUUUCACUAGCUACAAGAGUCUGCUGAAGAGAUAACAGAUCACUCGCGUCUUAAUCGUUUAGCGGCGCCGCAUUGAUUCACUUCCGUUAAAAUCACUCCGAAUGAUUUCCGUUGUAACGUAAAUUUUCGUUUGGAUACGUGUACCGCAGAAAUGUCGAGAUUCUUAUACGAUCAAGGGAACGUCGUCGCUCCGAAAAUAUCGAACGUUUCGAUGUCCAUUUUCUAUGGAGAGAAUAUUAACGUCGAUCGCGCGAUAAUGAUUAAGGUACCACGUGAAAGGAUAACUCGGGCGCUUUCACUUGGGUACUUCAGCGUGCUCUUGUACCUUUUCGCUUGAAACGGUGAAGUUACAGUAUUUAAGCACCUCGCGCGUGCAACGCCCGGGGCGCAAUUGAGAAACCCCCGGCGAUCACGCCACGACUGAAAUCGUUAAACAAUCGUAGUACUCGAAUCAAACUACCCUCAGGCUUGGUUUACGAUUUUUCUGACUGAUAUAAAAGACGAAGAUUAACUAUUUUCCAUGGGGCUAGCUCGAACGGCGUAGACGUAGCAUUCCAUCCGAUAGAUAACCGUAGAACUUGAAACGAGAGACGGAUUAUUGGCGUUGUUGAUCGUAUUCGAACGUUCGAUAAAUAUUUCUGAAAUUUCUGGUUGACGCCAGAGAGAGAUUAUACGGAUGAAGCGGAGGAGCCUAUAGGGGCCUCUGUAAGCGAAGAUUGCUGACGCGACGAAAGAGAGAUUUCAGAAAUAUUUAAGGAAAGAAGAUGUCCAACGAGGAGAACAAGGACGGGACUUUCGAUCCGUGGAUCGUAAAGAACGACAAGUGAUUUUAGGAUACGCGAAUUCAGAACGAAAGACAAGGAGGGAAGAUACGUAGUUUCUUAAGCUAUCGUUCGUUUCGCGCCAAUGGACAUUGUUAUAUGCAUAUUGUCCCUAGGGAUGUUCGAGUCUAACACGAUUUUCUAGAAAAUCAGACUUUUUUUUUUUUUUUUUUUUUUUUUGAAGUAACAACCGAUUUUUGUACCUCGAUCUCUCGUGAAAUAUGAACACGGUUUUCGAUCGUUAUUUCAAUCGGAUUACAUCGUUUAAUGCGCGAUUACUUAACAGUAAUUGAUUUAUCAUUUAAUUUUUAGCUCAUUUUUGUCGUGUAUAAUAUCUGAAAUACAAAUACUUUUGAAGUUGAGACUUUAAAAAUAUGUAAUACGAUUAGUAAGCAGAGAAACAAUUUUUCGAAUUGAUCUUUAAGAUGUCGUUUCUUU
Messenger RNA from Hylaeus anthracinus, 3424 nucleotides. RefSeq names its product prohormone-2-like. The transcript has 9 exons. The record is from RefSeq and is a predicted model, not a curated record. Lineage: Eukaryota; Metazoa; Arthropoda; Insecta; Hymenoptera; Colletidae. Bases 721 to 1797 code for a protein of 358 amino acids.